Messenger RNA from Penicillium angulare, 885 nucleotides. RefSeq lists its product as uncharacterized. The transcript has 2 exons. NCBI's taxonomy places the organism in Eukaryota, Fungi, Ascomycota, Eurotiomycetes, Eurotiales, Aspergillaceae. Gene Ontology annotation, molecular function: protein dimerization activity. The record is from RefSeq and is a predicted model, not a curated record. Bases 1 to 885 code for a protein of 294 amino acids.
AUGCUUAAUGCACUUGAAGCUGGGCGGAUAAAGCUUGAUGAGUAUUACUCUCAGACUGAUAGUAUCCGAGGGCAUAUCUAUGCCAUUAGUACUAUGCUUGCGCCGGUAAACAAGUUCCAAUUCUUCCAUACCAACGACUGGUAUCUGCAUUGGCGAGAUAUUUAUCGAUCUUCAUUUCGCGAAGCCCUUGCUCCAUACCAAGCACUGCUUAAAAGUGAUAUCCAGGCUUCAGGAAGGUCCAUAGCUUUAGCUGGACUAUUCUCGAUACUUGAUUCAAUGCUUACUGGGCCUGGACGUGGUGGAGAUUCAGCACAGCUUCCAGUUUCUGAUGAAAUAAGCCAAUACCUUGAUAGUGAUACUAUUCCUAUGAGCCCCCUCACUUUCUGGAAAGAGCACCAGUCUCGCUUCCCAGCUAUUGCUGCUCUUGCGCGAGAUGCCCUCUCGUUCCCAGCAACUGGCGCAGGGGUUGAACGUCUAUUCAAUAUCGCUCGGGAUAUCUGCCACUACCGUCGUGGUAGAAUGAAGUCGAAGACUAUUGAAGAUUUGAUGAUGUUUCUUUGUACGACCAGAUUUGAUAUGGAGGAGCAAGAGGCGAAGCUUCUUAGGGAGUUCUUUACGUGGGACGAGGUCGAGACGGCGAAAGAAGAGAAGGAUGGGAAGAUUGAUCUGAUUGAGGUUGAUCUAAUAAGUGAUACGGAAGAGCAGGAAGAUGAGAUAGAUAAUCAGGAUAAGCACCGAGACAUUGUAGAGAUAGACGAUAUAUCUGUCAAUGCUGGUAACCAUGAUGCCGGGCCUAAUCCGUCAUUACCACCAAACCAGACGCAAGUUCGGGCCUCAGGACGAAAGCGGAAAAGCAGAGAAGAUGAUGUCUUUGAAUACCACUAG